AUGUCGACUCCUUCAGGUCAGGCAGCGGCUAACGCUGCCAACAAGGCCGUAGCACCCAGUCCUGCCCAGCUCAAGGAGUGGAACAUUAGAGUGGGCAUCAUCGGUGGUAGCGGCAUUUACAAGCUGGAAGGGUUUCAGCUGGUUGCGACUGUCAACCCUCAGACACCGUGGGGCUACCCCUCCUCCCCCAUCACAAUUUCAAAGAAUGCGAGCGGCACCCACGUCGCUUUCCUCGCGCGUCAUGGUCUCACUCACAGCUUCACGCCAUCCACAGUUCCCGUCCCUGCAAACAUUGCCAGUCUCAAGUCUCUCGGCGUUAAGGCCAUCUUGGCCUUCUCAGCUGUAGGAAGUCUCAGGGAAGAAAUUGCUCCAAAAGACUUCGUAGUGCCUAGCCAGAUCAUCGAUCGGACCAAGGGGAUCAGGAGAGGAAGCUUCUUUGGUGAAGGAGAGGAUAAGGGAGUCGUGGCUCAUGCCAUGUUUGGCGAUCCCUUCUGCGAGACGCUGAGACCACUCGUCGAGAAGAUCGCCCGCGAAACUCUGGCAAAAGUCGCACCGAAUGUCAAGGUGCACGGAAACAAGACUGCGGUCUGCAUGGAAGGACCUCAAUUCAGCACUCGAGCUGAAUCUUUGAUGUACCGAGCGUGGGGAGGGGACAUUAUCAACAUGAGCGCUUUGCCCGAAGCCAAGCUCGCCAGAGAGGCAGAGCUUGCGUAUGCACUGAUCGCUACCGCUACGGACUACGACGCCUGGCGUCCGUCCGAAGAGUCGGUGGGAGUAGCAGAAGUGAUCGCCUGUCUGGUGGCCAACGUUCAAGCUUCUCAAAAGGUCACAGCUGCGCUCGUGGAUCCAAUUCACGCGCUGGUAAAGGACGACGAGAGCGAAUUGGUCAAGAAGCACGAAGGAACGAUGAGGGACAGCAUCAUGACCAGAUCGGAAGCUAUCCCGGAAAGCGUCAAACCUCGCAUCAGGUACAUUUUGCCUUGGUUCGCUGCUUGA
Ceraceosorus guamensis is the source of this 996-nucleotide messenger RNA. Its product is annotated as Methylthioadenosine phosphorylase. Bases 1 to 996 code for a protein of 331 amino acids. Gene Ontology annotation, biological process: nucleoside metabolic process. The transcript has 5 exons. Gene Ontology annotation, cellular component: cytosol. NCBI's taxonomy places the organism in Eukaryota, Fungi, Basidiomycota, Exobasidiomycetes, Ceraceosorales, Ceraceosoraceae. The record is from RefSeq and is a predicted model, not a curated record. Gene Ontology annotation, molecular function: S-methyl-5-thioadenosine phosphorylase activity.